AUGGGAGAAAACAGUAAAUGGCUGCCUUCUUCAUAUUCCUCUUCCUUCUCAAGAAGCAGAAGAAGAUUCCUCAUCAGAUUGAAAGUAGUGUCGAGUUCGUCUCCCGCUGCUCUGCGUGGCAUCAACUAUAGCAUUCCUCCGCCGGCGGCGGCGGCGACCGAUUCCAUAUCGCAGCUCAACGAGAGAAUCCGGCGCGAGCACAGCAAGAGAGAAUCGCCUCCCAUAGAUUCCAAGGAGGCUGACACUUACAUUAAGCUCGUCAAGGAGCAGCAGCAGAGGGGUCUCCAGAAGCUCAUGACCCAGGCCAACACAGCUAAUUCCUCCACAAACUAUAAGGUGGAUCCUUACACCCUCCGCCCUGGGGACUAUGUCGUGCACAAGAAGGUUGGGGUUGGGAGAUUUGUGGGUAUCAAAUUUGUUGAUGCUUCUAAGCCUUCCUCCCACCCAGUCGAGUAUGUCUUCAUAGAGUAUGCUGAUGGAAUGGCCAAGCUGCCCAUUAAGCAGGCAUCUCGUAUGCUCUAUCGCUUUCAUCUACCAAAUGAAACCAAGAAGCCUCGGGCGCUAAGCAAAUUGCAUGAUACUAGUGCGUGGGAGAGAAGAAGGAUCAAGGGUAAGGUCGCGAUUCAGAAAAUGGUUGUAGACCUGAUGGAGCUCUACCUCCACAGACUCAAACAGAGACGGCCUCCUUAUCCUAAAGUUCCCGCCAUGGCUGCUUUUGCAUCUCACUUCCCGUACGAACCAACUCCAGAUCAGAAACAGGCGUUCAUGGAUGUGGAAAGGGAUUUGACUGAGCGAGAGAACCCCAUGGACAGGUUGAUUUGUGGCGAUGUUGGUUUUGGGAAAACUGAAGUUGCACUGCGUGCCAUAUUUUGUGUAGUCUAUGCUGGAAAGCAAGCUAUGGUUUUAGCCCCAACUAUAGUACUGGCAAAACAACAUUUUGAUGUUAUCUCGGAGCGAUUCUCUGCGUAUCCUAAUAUCAAAGUUGGACUUUUAAGUAGGUUCCAGACCAAGUCCGAGAAUGAGGCACAUCUGCAGAUGAUAAAACAAGGUGAUCUGGAUAUUAUAGUUGGGACUCAUUCAUUACUGGGGAAUCGUGUUGUUUAUAGUAACAUUGGGCUGCUUGUUGUUGAUGAAGAACAGAGAUUUGGUGUAAAACAGAAAGAGAAGAUUGCUUCAUUCAAAACUUCUGUGGAUGUGCUCACACUUUCAGCAACACCUAUUCCAAGAACACUUUAUUUAGCGUUGACAGGGUUCCGUGAUGCCAGUUUAAUAUCAACACCUCCUCCGGAGAGGGUUCCUAUAAGAACCCAUCUUACUGCUUUCACCAAAGAAAAAGUGAUAUCUGCAAUCAAGCAUGAGUUGGACCGAGGUGGCCAAGUUUUUUAUGUUGUACCUCGUAUAAAGGGGCUGGAAGAGGUUUUGGAAUUUUUGGAACAAUCAUUUCCAAAUGUUGAUAUUGCAAUAGCCCACGGAAAGCAAUACUCGAGACAACUUGAGGAAACCAUGGGAAAUUUUGCACAAGGGCAUAUUAAGAUUCUAGUAUGCACAAAUAUUGUUGAAAGUGGGCUUGACAUUCAAAACGCAAACACCAUAGUAAUUCAAGAUAUUCAACUAUUUGGUCUUGCACAGUUGUAUCAGUUGCGUGGAAGAGUGGGCCGAGCAGAUAAGGAGGCUCACGCGUACUUAUUUUACCCGGAUAAGUCACUGCUUUCUGAUCUGGCACUUGAGCGGCUUGCUGCUCUAGAAGAAUGUCGAGAUCUUGGACAAGGUUUUCAACUUGCAGAAAGAGACAUGGGCAUUAGAGGCUUUGGGAAUAUCUUUGGAGAGCAGCAAACAGGGGAUGUUGGAAAUGUUGGGAUUGAUCUUUUCUUUGAAAUGCUUUUUGAGAGUCUGUCCAUGGUAGAUGAACACCGUUUAGUCUCCGUCCCUUACCAUUCAGUGCAGUUUGAUCUCGAUUUGAACUACCAUCUCCCUUCUGAAUACAUAAAUCAUCUGGAGAAUCCCUUGGAAAUAAUUAAUGAAGCUGAGAAUGCUGCUCAAAGAGACAUCUGGAAUCUAGUUCUCUUUACUGAGGAUCUGCGCCGCCAUUAUGGAAAAGAGCCUUACUCCAUGGAAAUUCUGUUGAAGAAGCUAUAUAUAAGAAGAAUGGCGGCAGAUUUAGGAAUUACUGAAAUAUACAUUUCAGGUAAGAUGGUGGGCAUGAAAACAAGCAUGAGUGAAAAGGUUUUCAAGAUGAUGAAGGAUUCAAUGCCAUCUGAAACACACCGAAGCUCCAUUGUCUUCGAGGAUGGUUCAAUCAAGAAUCUCGUGGGGUAUGUAAUCCUGUUGCCAUGA
Molecule: messenger RNA, 2334 nt
Organism: Striga asiatica
Lineage: Eukaryota; Viridiplantae; Streptophyta; Magnoliopsida; Lamiales; Orobanchaceae
Source: the annotation of a GenBank genome assembly